CAGGAGCGACUCUGUGGAGUGCACCGACUGGUUUGCUCGGCAGGUCGCUGGUGCUGCAGCUGCUGGAACAUCUACAGUACAGCUAUAACGGAGGAGAAGUAACUCAUUGAAAAGGAAUAACGCGGCUUUUGGCUGCAGGCGUUCACACUUAAAGAGAGGAACCAAGUCCUUCGUCCAUGGCCAGUCCGGCUGCAGAUUUUGGACAGUCUCAUCAGCAUCCCCCUGUCACACAGUCGGCCGCCGACUCUGCGUUUCUGGAGGCGCAGAAAUGGAUAGAGGCUGCGACUGGACGGUGUUUUGGUGAAAAGGAUUUCCGAGGAGGCUUGGAGAACGGGAUUCUACUGUGCGAGUUACUGAGCUCCAUUAGACCUGGGUUGGUAAAGAAAAUUAACCGACUGCAAACACCAAUAGCUGGCCUGGACAACCUGAGUGUUUUUCUGCGAGGCUGUGAGGAGUUAGGACUGAAAGGCUCCCAGCUGUUUGACCCUGGAGACCUGCAGGACACAUCGACACGUCCUGCUGCAAAGGGAAGCGACGGCAGCCGAAGACUCAAGAAUGUUUUAAUCACAAUCUACUGGCUCGGUCGUGCUGCCAACAGCUGCACCUCCUACAACGGGCCCACGCUGGACCUAAAAGAGUUUGAGGGCUUGCUGUCACAAAUGCGAAAGGAGGCAGAGACAGUAGAAAGUCCUCAACGCAGCAUUCGGGACAGCGGCUACAUUGACUGCUGGGACUCGGAACGCAGUGACUCACUCUCUCCGCCACGCCACGGACGAGAAGAUUCAUUCGACAGCCUGGACUCCUUCGGCUCGCGCUCGCAGCAGACUCCGUCACCGGACGUCCUGGUCCCACGCGGCAGCAGUGAUGACCAUGGCAGUGACUCAGAGUCCGACGGCACACCUAACAGGAAGAUGCCGGACCUUCACAAGGACGACAUGUUGGCGCGUCGCACAUCAGUCACAGAGCUGCGGACUGCCAUGCCUUUUAACCAGUACCUACCCAACAGGAGCAACCAGAGCGGAUAUGUUCCAGCUCCACUUCGCAAAAAAAAGAAUGACAAGGAAGAUGGAGGGCGCCAGACCUGCAGUACUGCAACCUCACCUGUAGGAGGAGACAGACCUUGUAGUCCAAAAGAAAGCCCUGUCUUAGUCCUCCCACUUAGAGAGUCCCAUAGCCCUUCUCCCACUCCACACAUUGAACCACAGAUUCAAGAGAACAAGAGCGAAGACGAUGAGAGGGAUGUAAAGCUGAGUGCUUCCUCACCUUGCAUUGUGAUCCAUGCUGUGGGAAUAAGAAGGAGCAGUGAGCCUCUACGAUGUGGCCUCUACCAGGCCAACUCGGAGCCCCCUAGGGAAACCAUCACUCAGCUAAAGGGCACCUCUGAACAAAGUGCUUCAACUCGCUCGUGCUCAGAGGACUUCUCCCAAUACUUCGCGACUCUCUCACCAAACACCACCACUUCUGCCAGGAAACGUCAGACCACAGUAGACCAGCAGGUUGCAGGAGUUGCAGGUGCAGAUGGGGAUGAUAAAUGGAUCUGUCAAAUGCUGACCUCACCCAAAUAUGCUCCCAGUUCCUCUGAUUUCCUUCCUGUGCCCACUGCCAUGGCAACCACUUUAGCAAGAGCAACUGAUGCAGGCAGAACGAAGGAAAGGAGUAAAAGAGAAGAACCAAGGGAGGAGAAAUCUUGUUCGGACCGUAUUCCUCCAAGAACGAGUGUGAGUAUGAAUGACAUGCGUGGUGAAGAGGAGGCGCCACAUAGUCACGUCCGUCAUGAGCGGAUGCACAACCAGUACAACAGAAUGAGAGAAGACGAGAAUCACUGGCAGGAGGACCUGGCCCGAUGGAAAAGUAGAAGGAGGAGUGUCUCUCAGGACCUGAUUAAGAAAGAGGAGGAGAGGAAAAUGAUGGAGCGACUGAUGUCAGGAGACGGAUAUAUCUCUCAAAGGAGAAAAAGCAUCAAAACUUACCGAGAAAUUGUGGAAGAGAAGGAACGUCGUGAAGAGGAGCUACGAGAGGCUUACAGGAAAGCCAGAACUCCAGAGGAGGCAUCUGCUGUUCUCCAACGUUACGCCCAACGUUUCUCCAUCAGCGAGGCCGUCCUGGAGCGCCUGCAGCUGCCCAAGCUUCUAGACCGCAGCGUAUCAGCUGAUCCCUCCUUUCACAUCUCGCCCCUUUCCCUCUCGCUCUCCUCCUCCCCUACAACCCCAGACCCCUUCGACGAAGACCCCAGCGGGCCCCUGAGGUAUCUGCGGCAGCAGUCAGCUCCACUGCCAAGGUUUACAUCCACGCUGGAGGCACAAAUUGAAGAGUUUCCCAAAGAUUCAACCUCACUUCAUCGGCCUCAGAUUCGCUCUUGCUCAUCUGAACCGCCAUCCACCCGAGCCCUGUCACCCAAACCCGUGCCUUUGCUGUCACCCAAGCCUUACUUUCAACCUCAACAGUUGGCAUCUGAAAAGCAGAGUAGUAAGGUGGAUGGUUUGCUACGAGUGAAUGGCGACAUUGGAAAUAAUUCUGAGUCUAAAGCAAGGGAAUCCCCUCCCCUAUUCCUGCCAUCUCCAUCCCUGUCUGGAAAUGGCACUUUGGAUGCUCCCUCAUCAGAUGCCUCACCUGCUCGAUGUCUGCCAGCCACCCCCGAAAGACGAAGUCAAGGGUCAACAAAGGACACCGACCGACCGUACAACACAGCUGCAGAAGAUUUUAAAGAGGAGAAUGUCACUGAGUGUUUAUCAUCUCCCAUUCGGCCUACUACUCUUCCAGAGGAGUUAAGGCAGCCUGAGGACAGCUUUGGGGAGGCAGGAGGUCAGACAGAUGCUGCUCAACAGGAAGAAAAGACCUAUCCAGCAGUUCAUCAGCAGUCAACUACAGCUAAACCAGAGAAGACUGAACUUUCCAGUGAGAACCUACAGCAGAUUUUUCCAACUGAGGUUGAUACAAUAAAAAAUAAGGCUAUAGCAUCAAUGGGGUCUUUUCAGAGAAUGGAGAUGGCACCGCCCUCAGCUGCACCCGGAUCGCUUGGAUAUAUACCUCAAAAAGAAGUAUCAUCAGACGAUUCCAAGAAGAAUCAACAUGGAAACGUCUCAGUCCCGGUGUUGUCCCAGACCAGGCGGGGAGACCGCUGGUCUUGGGACCCAGAUGAGGAGCGAAAGCGUCAGGAAAGGUGGCAGCAAGAGCAGGAGCGCAUGCUGCAGGAGAAGUACCAGCGUGAGCAGGAGAAACUGAAGGAGGAGUGGGAGAAAGCACAGAGGGAGGUGGUGGAGGAAGAAAGGAAGUAUAAUGAGGAGGAGCGUAAGAUACUGGAAGAAACUGUAAUGCCUUUAACACCCCGCUCCUCAGCCCUGCCCUCCCCCAGCCGAGGGGGCCUCUCCUCCACCUCUGAGCCAGAGGACACGAUUGUCCGUUCGCUGGCAGAUUGGGAACGAAAACAAGAGCUACUGGAGAGGCAGUCUAGAGGAAGCACUGAGAGUGCAGAGAGGAAAAUGAGAGAAAACGACAGAACUAGUGACAUCAGCACUGCUGACGACAGCAUGAAUACUGGCAGAAGCAUGGUGAGCCAGAGCAGCAGUCAGGCAGAAAAACUUGCUCAAAGUAUUCCCAAAAGCCAAACGCUUCCUACUACAUCAGCCAAAUGCUCAACGCCAGAUAAGAAGCAAUCAGCUCCCGCUACCGAUAGCACCAGACCCAGUCGGUCAGCAGGAGAGAGAAGGUGCAGCCCCACUGAUAAUGAUAAAGGACGCGGCUCAUCAAAGCCCAUCGCAUCAUGUCCAUCAGAACCAGACACAUUACCCCCACCGCCCAACAGGUCUGUCAGUGGGAGGAAGCUAUGCUCCAGCUGCGGACAGCCUCUAGGAAAGGGAGCAGCCAUGAUCAUAGAGACACUAAGCCUCUACUUUCACAUCCACUGCUUCAAGUGCGGGGUGUGUAAAGGACAGUUAGGCGACACAACCACAGGGACAGAUGUCCGGAUAAGAAAUGGCCUCCUCAACUGCAACCAAUGCUACAUCCGUUCCCGAUCCGCUGGACAGCCGACCACAUUGUGAUGCAGUGAAAAAAAGCACAAGGUUUGCAGAAGAAAGCCUCAUCCUCGUUUUAACCAGAUUAGCCACCAAUCACGUCCUCCGCAGCCUGUUGGGAUGUAUGCUUCCACCGCAGCUCUGUGACCACUGAAGAUCUAUCAUUUGGGCCAAAUAGGGAUCAGGGGACUGAUAAAUGUUUAAAUCAAAAACAUAUAUUCUCUGUGUUCAUGUCAUCUGCUACAUGAGUGAAGUCUGAAUUCUAUUGGGCCUCAUCCAUCCACAAAGCGUGCUUCAUUGUGCAGCGAGUUUGUUCUAAGGCGGCAGCCAUGUUGAAAAGACAACACAUAGAGCUCACCAACACAGUGCUUCAGACCACUUUACAUACUGGAAAAAAUAGUAUUAAUUUUUCUUAUUACAGAUGAGAUAAAAAAGACGUGAUGCAAUUAAUUACAGUUUAAAGAUUUAUGUUGGUUUGUUUUUCAUGUUAUUUUUUUUUUAAAUAUGGAAGUUAAUACAAAGUAUUUCCCCUUCAGGUAAAUAACACAGUAAAAUGUAAAUACACAAUUGGGAAACUGUAAUAAAGUAAAAAAAAAAAAAAAAACAUAUUUAGGAAUUCAAAUACAUAUAAAAAUUUAUUUUUAAAAGAGCUUUUCUAUGGAGAAUGAGAUUAGGUUCAAAUUAAAAAUGAGAACAGAUUCAGGCUGAUAUUGAAGGCAAUAACAAAGUUGUGAGCUUGUUUUGAGCUGUUGGUUGCAGCAGAUGGUUUUAUUCAGUCUGUCUUGUUUAGCCAACACUGUAAUGUGCCUUAGGACAGUGAAAGGAUGCAGGAAAAAAAGCGUCAGAUGAGUGCUUCUUAUUUCCCCACUAUUUUCAAUUUUCGCUAAGAGUGAUUUGGUCAGAAUAAAACUAGGAAAGGUGAGAAAGUUCAACUACAUUAUUUUAUCAUCUCCUUAAUCAUUACUGUUUAUUUUCUUUUAAUUAUACAGUACUUGAUAUCAUAAUUUCUGUUUGAUCGCCUUGUUUUCUGUAAUUGUAAAUGAUCAAAUAAAAAAAGCAAAAUAAAAACCAUGUGUACUCCACAUGACAGGGCGAAUAAGGGUUCAGUUUUGAAUGUUUUUGAUAUUGAAUGUGUGAGAAUCAGACUUGUUUUGAUAAUUUCUCAGCUGUACCGUUCAUUUAUGCACCUGAAAAAAAGUUGAAACUGAAACAUCUGUAGUAUCUGAAACAUCUGUUGUCAGCAGAGGUAAUAUGAAUACAUACCAGCAGAAGCUUCACUUGUGCAAUGUUCAGUUGGUUUAAACUCCUGCCACCUCCAAAUUUAAGACUUGUUAAGAGCUUCCUAAUUUGUUUUGGGUAUGUUGAAAAAAAUGCAUGUUUAAAACCAAAUGAUUUGCUGUAUGAAUGCAAACCGGCCUAUAUCUCCUUGUGCUUAAACUGGCUUCACCUCUGGAGUCAUCUCUCACUUUCUCUGAACCGCAGUAUUUUUAAGAUUUUUUUUCCGACUGUAUUUUUUUUUUCUAUUUUUAGCACUUAUUUAGCUAAUGUGUAAAAUCCAUGUUGACUCUUUUAUAGCAGGAACUAUGAGUCCAAGCUCUUGUCCCAGAGCGUUUUAAUAGGACAAUAGGGGAAUGGAAACCUUUUUGCAUCUGUACUGUAUUUAUUGUAUAAUAGCCUAUUCAGCUUGAACGUUAUUCAGAAUAUAGUUUCAUUUGAUGUUUUAAUGCAAUAGCAUUUAUUAUUACAUCACUGUAUGUUUAUAAAUAAAUAUAAAUGGACAUAAAAA
This is a messenger RNA of Cyprinodon tularosa, 5799 nucleotides long. Its product is annotated as LIM and calponin homology domains-containing protein 1-like. Bases 177 to 4040 code for a protein of 1287 amino acids. Gene Ontology annotation, molecular function: myosin II head/neck binding. The transcript is spliced from 27 exons. Gene Ontology annotation, biological process: positive regulation of stress fiber assembly; regulation of focal adhesion assembly. Lineage: Eukaryota; Metazoa; Chordata; Actinopteri; Cyprinodontiformes; Cyprinodontidae. The record is from RefSeq and is a predicted model, not a curated record. Gene Ontology annotation, cellular component: stress fiber.